AUGUGACUUGCAUACUAUCAGACAGUCAUUACAGUUUUAUCGUGCGGAAAUACAACAUUGGGUAACCCGGAAGUAGAUAGCAUCUAUUUACUGUAAUGAUACCUCAACAUAUAAAAAGUUAGAAAAAUUUAGCAUUCGAAGACUAGAUCUAGAGCAGAUCUUGCCUUGAAGAUUUUUGGUGGCCCUGAAUAAAUUCAAAACAGAAAUACAGGCUCCAUUUAAGUUAAAUCCUUCAUGGAUUUAGGCGAAUUCUACAAGUGUUGAUUCAUGAAGAGUGAUGACAAUGAUUUGGCGGAUUCAACUGUUUGUUGCAUUGCUUGCCUGUUGUGAAGCAAACAGUGAAGGGACUACAAAAGAUGGCGUGUUUGUUAUUGCACCUUCUGUCGUUGGGGUCAUGUUAUGUGUCACAAUGGUACUCCUCCUUGCCUUAUGUACAUGCCUGGAAAAGAAAGGAUUUCAAGAUUUGAACAAUGAGACUCAUGACAUAGAGGCCCAACAUGUGAAUGUUCACCUGCGUGAAGGUGAAAGUCCUGAGGUUCAGUUCGAGCCUCUCCCUGAUGUCAGGCCUGAGUGGAAGAAGCACUACAUCCUCAAACCAUCUAUAAUCAACUUGAAUACACAAAGGCCAAUUGUAGAAGUGGCUAGUCAGGACAGCUUUCCAAGAGGUAACCUUGGUUAUAUUAAGGAGAUUGGGACAGGAUGGUUUGGAAAAGUGUUGCUUGGGGAGGCCACACAGACCAAUGAAGAGGGUCAGAUGUCAAGAACAAAGGUUGUCGUAAAAAUGCUACGUGAUGAAGCAUUUGAAGGUGAAGAACAACUUUUACAGAAGGAGGUAUCUCCAUUCAGGGAACUGGAGCACCCUCACAUGUUGAAGGUACUAGGUCACUGUACAGAUGGUAAUCCCCACUUGGUCAUCAUGGAGCUAUGUCCUUUUGGAGACCUGAAGAGUUAUCUUGUGGGCCAUAGGGUGGCAGAAGAUAUCUUAAAUGAGAGAGGUCUUAUGUUGAAGUUUGCAUCUGAGAUGUCUCAUGGCUUGCAAUUCCUGCAUCAAAAUGACUAUGUGCACAGAGAUUUCUCAACAAGAAGUUGUCAGCUUGCUGCAGAUCUUACUGUGAAGAUAGGAGAUUAUGGCCUCUCAGAGUCACUGUAUAAGGAGGACUAUUACUGGACAAGUGAUGAUGAGGCUAUUCCAAUACGAUGGUUAGCACCUGAGACUGUCAACUGGAGUAACAACCACCUCCAGUUGAACCAAUUUACAAAAGAGGCUAACAUCUGGUCAUUCGGUGUUACUUUAUGGGAAAUAUUUGAGUUUGCCAAGAAACCAUAUGGUAAUAUGACAGAUGAAGAGGUCCUGGAUAAUGUGAUUUCUAGCAAGCCAUUCCUUUUAGAAGCACCCUCAGCCAAUGUGAAACAUAAGGAGAAAAUGUAUGAGGUGAUGAAGUUCUGUUGGUUAGAGCCUUCAAAGCGACCGUCAGCAAAUGAACUCUUUAUAGUGUGUAAUCAUCUCCACACCAAUAGGGACACCACCGACACAAUAUCAUUUGAUGAAAAAUGGAACCAAUUACUUCCAAAUCAGCUUAAUAAUGUAGAAGCUAAGAUUGCUGGUGCUAUAGACUCCACUCCUGUCAACCAGGAACUUGCUCAACCAGAAGGGUUUGGAAACAAUUUUGUAACAGAAGCUGAAGUUGUAGCUGAUUUAGGAGAAAGGGAUGAGCCCUUAGGGGCAUCAAACCCUGAUAAUCCUAACUUUGGGAACAUGGUUUAUGUCCAAGAGCCCCAAAGUAAUCCUUCAUCAUUAGUCGGUCCUUUCAAUGAAAAUAGUCCAGAUAUCUGCUCAUUGAUGCCUGACAAGGAGCAAUCUAUUAUUACAAACCAAGAUGUCAGAGAAAGUGCUGUAACUCCUCCACCAAGAGAACCAGGAAUUAAAACAAGCACUCCAAUUAAAGCACGAGAAGUAAAACCUAAAGAAUUUGAUAAUUUAUCAAAAGACUCUGUCAGCUCUAUGGAGAACUAUGCUACUCCCUACACUGAAGAUACAGACUCUGUUAAAACUGCUGAUUUGAGUCUGGAGAAAAUACCUGAGAUAAAUGUUGACAGUUUUGAGGAUAACCUUGGAAAUCUUUCUAUGGAAAGUCUAGAGUCCACAAAUAAAAGUGAGCAUAAGGAUGUAGCCGAAGAAUCACAUGGUGCCAGUGAUGACCUCAAGUCUGUCAUAGCCAGUCUCAUACUGAAUGAGCCUACUGUUGAGAAUACAGAUCGUCAACCAGAAAGCAUCAAUAAAACAAAUCUGAGUCCAAUUCAUGGUCUUCCUGCAAAUGAUGAUAAUAGUCAGCCAUCAAGUGCUAAUAAUACCCAGGACAUAACAGGAACAUCUGAAAACACCACCUUCCAUUCGUUGCAGUCUUCCCUCUCAACCACUGCUGGUUAUGAGACCGCCAAGAGCCCUGAUGCACUGGAAUUGACUGGCACCAGUCUAGGCGACACUCUGCUUUCCCUUGAUAGCACUAUGGGUACCCUGAUUGCUAGUGAGGACUUUUCAGAUAAUGGAGCUCUGGACUUGAUUGCGAAGCAUGACUCCAUUGAAGAUGAGCCAAGCAUUGGUCUUCUUGAAGAUUUUGAUCCAUCUGCUUCACCGUCCCAAUUCACACUUAAUGGGUCAGCCAGGUCUCCAUUCAGUGAGGCAUUAGGAGGCAACACACCACUGUUCUCUACAAUGGGUUCCCACGAUGGUGAUGAGCUGUCUGCUGGCCUGCAACAACAGGAAUAUGAUGCCAGGCUAGCCAGUACCAGUACAAAUGACUCUUUAGACAUGGAGGAGUACAAUGAUGCCUUGGAUACCAACAAACGAGGAAAUUAUCAACUCACCUAUGUCAACUCCUUUGAGGAAAGUGGUGAGUUGUCUACAUCAUUCAAACCUGAGGAUAUAUUCAGUGCCAUACAGGAGGAACAGAGCAGUAGAGAGGACCUCAGUGAUAUAGCUAGUGCUGAUAGUCUCAAUAAGUCCACAGAUAAACUCAUCAAACAACAACAUGAUAUCAGUGACACAAACCCACCCAAUUCUUCAAAUGAGAAUGUAGCUGACUCCACCCCAAAUACAAGAAAUGUAAAUCCUGGAGAAGUUGAUCACAACCAGGACACUACCAAAUCAAACACAAACGCAACAGGUGAUAUCCAAGUUGAAACUCAACAUACCACAGUGCCAUGUGAAGACAAUGAUAAUGCAACAACUGAUGAUGAGAAUAGGAAUAAGAUUGCAGGGGAUGGUGAACAACUUGCUAAUAAAUCCAAGGAGCCAGAAUCAACAAAAGAAGCUAAAGCUUAAAAGUGUCUGUAAGGUAAAAUUUGUUUAUUUGUAAUGACUUACCAGUAUGUAUCUUUCUAAUCCAAAAUAACAUCAUUUAUGAAGUUUAUACUGCACAUGUAGUAAAUAAAUACAUCAUAUAUCAUAUCCGGUGCCCCAACUACACGAAUAUGUGAGUUGAUAAAUGUAGUGUUGUGAUAAAGUGACAACAAAGGAUAGGCACAAAAUAUUUUCCCUUGAAAUCCUUCUUUGUCACACCAUUUUUCUAUAAGGUUGAAGGGUUUUGAUGUUGUACUAUUAAAAUAUGUUGAUUGAUUUGGUUAUUUGACAACUUGCAUUAAAUGUAUAAAUGUAUAUCUAAAACUAAAUUAGAAGGGCACUUUUGAUCGUUAAAGCAGUGUAAAAUGACUAUGUAUUUUAUUUCAUCUACUUAAAU
Messenger RNA from Owenia fusiformis, 3737 nucleotides. Lineage: Eukaryota; Metazoa; Annelida; Polychaeta; Sabellida; Oweniidae. The record is from the annotation of a GenBank genome assembly.